Messenger RNA from Mus pahari (shrew mouse), 1024 nucleotides. RefSeq names its product murinoglobulin-2-like. Lineage: Eukaryota; Metazoa; Chordata; Mammalia; Rodentia; Muridae. Gene Ontology annotation, molecular function: endopeptidase inhibitor activity. The transcript has 9 exons. The coding region runs from base 108 to 974 and encodes 288 amino acids. The record is from RefSeq and is a predicted model, not a curated record.
UGUUUUCAGAGAGGGCUCAUAAAUAAACUGGUUGUAGAGGACUCUAGAACCAGUGUUAAGGAGAGGGACACCAUAAGCCCUGUCCUCCUGUCCUUUCUUACCACACCAUGUGGAAGAACAGACAGGCUCAGCUGUGCCUUUUUUCAGGUCUUCUUGCCUUCCUGCCUUCUGCUUCUUCAUUCAUUGGAGACUCGAAGUAUAUGGUGCUGGUCCCUUCUCAACUCUACACUGAGACCCCUGAGAAAAUCUGCCUCCAUCUAUACCAUCUGUAUGAGACGGUGACUGUCACAGCUACCUUGAUAUCUCACUUGGGAAAAAGAAACCUGUUCGAUGAGCUUGUGGUUGACAAGGACUUGUUCCAAUGUGUUUCCUUCAUUAUCCCUAGAUUCUCCUCUUCUAAUGAGGAGGAGUUUCUCUACGUCGACAUCAAAGGACCAACACACACAUUCAGCAAAAAGAAAGCAGUGCUUGUGAAGAACAAAGAAAGUGUUGUCUUUGUCCAGACAGAUAAACCCAUGUACAAGCCAGGACAGACAGUUAAAUUUCGGAUUGUCUCUAUAGAUAAAAAUCUACGUCCCCUGAAUGCGUUGCUUCCUCUGGCUUACAUAGAGGAUCCGAAAAAGAACCGAAUUAUGCAGUGGCAGGAUAUUAAGACAGAGAAUGGGCUUAAGCAAAUGUCCUUCAGCCUGGCAGCAGAGCCCAUUCAGGGCCCCUACAAGAUUGUGCUGCACAAACAGUCAGGGAUGAAGGAAGAACACUCCUUUACCGUGAUGGAAUUUGUGCUUCCCAAAUUCAAUGUCGAACUGAAGGUCCCAAAUGCCAUCUAUGUGAAUGAUGAAAUACUCAUUGUGACUGCAUGUGGGAAAUAUACCUAUGGGAAGCCUGUCCCAGGACAUGUGAAGAUAAGCGUCUGCCGUGAGACUGAGACUAGAUGCAAAGAAGUCAACUCCCAGAUUCCUGAUGUUAUGCCCUGAGUCCACUGGAAACCCAGGUGAGCACAAGGAUUUCAAAGUCCACCGCAAUU